UGAAAGUAUAAAAAACUAAAACGCUAGUGCCUCGGCAGAGCAGGGCAUACGAGGACGGCUGCGGCUGAAAAAUGGCUGGCAAUACAGCAACAAUAACUCACAAAGUCGCUGCUUUUAUUUUGUCGGUUUGCGUCGACUUUCCCGUCUUUUACGCAUCAGGAUUUGUUGUAACUCAUGGCGUGUUUGGGCAUCUUGCGCGUCUCUGGGUCUGCGCGUCUCUCCGGUGGCUGGUUCUUACAACUGUAUCGCUGCUCACCCUUGGGGACGUCAAACCGCUGCUGAUUCGUGUUAUAACAGCAUACAGUCUGCUACCUGCUGUGUUUGAGACCGGGGCCAAGGCUCUUUAUAAUGAGGAGGGCCAGUGUAGCCAGUUACUUGAUGUGCGCUGCUGGCUGAUGUUUGCCGGAGCGUCACUGGCUGCUGCCCUGUUUUGGGAGAUUACCAUCCCGGACACCGACGAAGCAGCCGCCGGCAAAGAGCGGAAACAAAAGGCCAGAGUGCUGUUUAUGAGGGUCCUGCACCUGUACAGACCCGACUACCCACUGCUGUUUGGGGGACUCGUCUUCCUCUCACUGGCAGUCAUCUGUGAGAUGUUCAUCCCAUUCUACACUGGGAGGGUCAUUGACAUCCUUGGCAGUAAUUACCAGCAGAAUGAAUUUCUAAAUGCUCUCCUCUUCAUGGGCUUGUUUUCUCUGGGAAGUUCUGUGAGUGCUAGCUGCAGAGGAGGUCUCUUCCUUUGUGCCAUUAGCUCCUUCACAUGCAGAGUUAAAGAGAAGCUGUUCUGCGCUUUGACCAGACAGGAAAUUGGAUUCUUUGAGACCAUAAAGACGGGUGAAAUAACUUCUAGAUUGUCUAAAGACACCACCCUGAUGGGAAGAACUGUGGCUCUGAAUGUCAACGUGCUGCUGAGGACAUUCAUCAAAACAGUGGGCAUGAUCUCUCUGAUGAUGAGUCUGUCAUGGAAGCUCACAUUACUUGUGUUGAUGGAGACGCCAAUCACUGGUCUCAUACAGAACUUCUACGACACUCACUACCAGAGGUUGUCGCUGGCAAUGCAGGACUCAAUGGCUCUGGCAAAUGAAGCUGCCAAUGAGGUGGUGUCGGGCAUUCGUGUGGUACGGAGCUUCAAGACAGAAAAACAUGAAGCUCGGCGCUAUGACAAGCGCUUGAUGGACAUACACAACCUCAAGACUCGCCGGGACAUUGUCUCAGCUGUUUAUCUGCUUGGACGAAGGUUGACAGGGUUGGUUAUGCAGGUGCUUGUGUUAUUCUACGGCCGGCUUUUCAUCCAGAGGGGACAGAUGACGACUGGCAACCUAGUGUCCUUCAUCCUGUACCAUUCAGACCUGGGGGACAACAUCAGGACACUCAUCUACAUCUUUGGUGACAUGCUGAACUCUGUGGGGGCGGCUGGGAAAGUGUUUGAAUACCUGGACCGCAAGCCUCUGGUCAGCACGGAUGGAAAACUCAAACCUGAUCAGCUGAGAGGACAGAUCAGCUUCCGCCAGCUCAACUUCAGCUAUCCUUCAAACCCAGACAAAACAGUACUGCAGGACUUUUCCUUGGAGCUGAAGCCAGGUAAGAUGACAGCCCUGGUGGGUCCGUCUGGAGAAGGAAAAAGCACCUGUGUGAGUCUGCUGGAGCGUUUCUACGAGUCUCAGAGUGGAGAAAUCUUGCUGGACAGUGAACCACUGAAAUCCUAUGACCACCGUUUCCUCCACAAGAAGAUUGCCGUGGUGAGCCAGGAGCCUGUGCUCUUCUCUGGCUCUAUCAGAGACAACAUCGCCUACGGGCUUGCUGGCUGCUCAUUGGAUGACAUCGAGGAAGCAGCACGCAAAGCCAACGCCCAUGACUUCAUCAAGCAGCUGGAGAAAGGCUACGAAACAGAGGUGGGUGAGGGUGGUGGACAGUUAUCCAAGAGUGAGAGGCAGCGGAUCGCUAUUGCUCGAGCUCUGGUCAGAGAGCCCCAGGUCCUCAUUCUGGAUGAAAUAACCAGCUCACUGGACACCGAGAGUGAAAAUAAGGUCCAGCAGGCCUUGGCUCGUUGCCCCAACCAGACCCUUCUGGUGAUCGCUCACAAGCUGAAGACCAUCGAGAAGGCGGAUCAGAUUGUUGUCAUCAACGGGGGCAAAGUUGAGGAGCAAGGGACUCACCAGGAACUGAUGGACAUGAAGGGGAGUUACUACAAACUGAGAGAGGAGCUCUUCACUGAGGCAGAGUCUUAAACUACCGUGGUGACAUUGUACCUUGAUGUACUUGGAGAUGUUUUUAUUCGGUCAGACUGUGUUUGGAGUAGUACUAACUGCAGCUAGCCCGGUGUAAAUGUGUCGGAACAAGCUGGAGUGUGUGUAAAUAAUAAUAAUAAUUCAAUUUGUUGUGUAUCAAUAGUAAAGAUUCAACUGUGUAUAUAUACUUUUUCAGAAUCAGUGGUUCUUAUUUAUAUUACAGAUGUUGAUCAAAUCACAUGUAUAGGUGAUUAUUUCUGAGAUCUGCUGCAUGCCCUGGUUUUCGCUAAUGAGGAGAAUGAAUGUUUGAAGCCGUGCACCAUGUACACCAUAAACUGUAAUCAUCAGAGGGCUCAAAGGCUGUUUAUGGUUAUCAAAUCCAAAAUAAAAGUUUGACCAACAUCACCA
Mugil cephalus (flathead mullet) is the source of this 2633-nucleotide messenger RNA. It is a transcript of the gene tap2a, whose product is annotated as transporter associated with antigen processing, subunit type a. The transcript has 11 exons. Gene Ontology annotation, biological process: transmembrane transport. Gene Ontology annotation, cellular component: membrane. Gene Ontology annotation, molecular function: ATP binding; ATP hydrolysis activity; ABC-type oligopeptide transporter activity. Lineage: Eukaryota; Metazoa; Chordata; Actinopteri; Mugiliformes; Mugilidae. The record is from RefSeq and is a predicted model, not a curated record. Bases 72 to 2225 code for a protein of 717 amino acids.